UGUGGAUAAAAAUCCUUGAAAGCCCUUAACGCUUAGAAUUAACGUACAAUUCUAUCAACAACAAAGCAUUCACAACUAUUUGUUAAUUUUGUUCGUUCGAAUGAACGAACUGGAUCAGGCUGCGCGUUGAGAAUAUAUCAACAGGACCCUCUACAAUAACACUAAACUGAAGACAAAUCUCCAAGUUGUAAAAAUGAAAAGAAUUUACAUUAUUCUCAUGUCCUGACAACCGCCGGCGAAUUGCCGGUGAAGGGACAUUGUCGCGUCAUCUUCAUAUGCAGGUAUGCGAUUUACAAACGCUUCACCUGACCCAGCAUGCUUUGCGGCAUAGCGGCGGAUAAUUCACUUUGUGGAACGCGUCGGCAAAGCUGUAUCAUAUCGAGCCGAUGAAAAUAGAAGUCUUCUAGUCGAAUUAUCGCGAAUGAUUUAGUGAUGUUUAGUCGGCACAAAGAUCACAACAAAAUGGGCAGCGUCCGAGAGCUACAAGCAGCUUUGAACGACAAAGAGAACGAAUCUAAGAUUAAAGAUAACCGAAUACAUGUCUUAGAAGCAGAGUUGAGACGUAAGGACGAGCAGAUUCGUAAGUUGGAAUCGGAAUUGGAUAAAUAUCGUUCGGUUCUGAAGCCUACUGUAACUAAUACGACGAACACGAAAUCUCGUUUGCCAAGACUUGGGAUCUCGGCCGAACCAACCUUGGCAAAGAAUUUGGAAGAAAAGAAAACAGCAUCGCUUAAACAUCACAGCAAAUCCCUAAGAUCAAAAGAUUUGAUAAAAGAAGCCAUACUCGACAAUGAUUUUCUCAAGAACCUGGAGCCAUCUCAAAUCAGAGAAGUCGUCGAGUGUAUGUACGAGACGAAGUAUAAAAAAGAUCAGGUUAUCAUACAGGAAGGUGAUACUGGCGCGCAUCUCUAUGUAUUAGAAGAUGGCAAGUGUGUGGUUACAAAGGAAGGGCAGGUUCUGGGCAACAUGGGUCCAGGAAAGGCGUUUGGUGAAUUGGCUAUUUUGUACAACUGUACAAGGACAGCUACGGUUAAAGCCACGACAAACGCAUCGUUAUGGGUAAUAGAUCGUCAGACGUUCCAAACAAUUAUGAUGAAAACAGGUCUUAUGAGACAGGCGGAACAUAUGGAGUUCCUAAAGAGUGUCCCACUUCUUAAGGAACUCGGAGAGGAUGCUUUGUUGAAGAUCGCUGAUGUAAUUGAUGAACAGCAUUAUGAUGAAGGAGAAUAUGUUAUUCGACAAGGAGCGAGAGGAGAGACUUUCUUUAUUAUCAAGAAAGGAACGAUCAUAGUAACGAUGAGACAGAAUGUCCAUGACGAGCCGACCAUGAUACGAGAAAUGACGACUGGGCAAUACUUCGGAGAAAAAGCUCUGAAAGGUGACGAUUUCCGAACUGCUAAUUGUAUUGCUGGAAAAGGUGGAACGCAUUGUCUGGUCCUGGAUCGAGAGGCUUACUCUCAGUUUAUUAACGGCCUGCAAGUUGAAGACUAUAGAGACACGCCAACUGCCACAGACGCAGUUAAAGCAGAGAAAUUAAAGGAACAAGUGAAUGAGUUCGCCCAUAUUGUUCUGGAAGAUUUAACAGUCAUCAAGACGCUUGGCGUUGGUGGUUUUGGAAGAGUUGAACUGGUAAAGACAGCGAAAGAUAAGAGAACGUUCGCCUUAAAACAACUGAAGAAACACCACAUUGUAGAGACAAGGCAACAAGAUCAUAUCAUGUCAGAGAAAAAGAUUAUGUUUGAAGCGAAUUGUCCAUUUAUAGUUAGAUUGUAUAAAACAUAUAAGGAUAAUAAAUAUUUAUAUAUGCUGUUAGAAACCUGUCUUGGAGGUGAAUUAUGGACAGUCCUUAGAGAUAAAUCAUGUUUUGACGAUGGUACGUGUAGAUUCUAUGUCGCUUGUGUCUUGGAAGCAUUUAGUUAUCUUCACUCAAAAGGAAUAGUCUAUAGGGAUCUCAAGCCAGAAAAUUUAUUAUUAGAUGACAAGGGUUAUUGUAAAUUAGUCGACUUUGGUUUUGCAAAGAAGAUUGGUUUCGGUAGAAAGACCUGGACAUUUUGUGGUACGCCUGAGUACGUCGCCCCAGAGAUCAUUUUGAAUAAGGGUCAUGAUUUGUCCGCAGAUUAUUGGUCUCUUGGUAUUUUAAUGUAUGAACUGUUAACAGGAAGUCCUCCAUUUUGUGGCUCAGACCCAAUGAAGACGUACAAUAUAAUUCUUCGAGGAAUGGACAUGAUUGAAUUUCCAAGGAAGAUUACCAGAAAUGCCCACGUUUUGAUCAAGAAACUUUGCAGAGAUAACCCAGCAGAGAGGUUAGGAUAUCAGAAAGGUGGUUUGAAAGAUAUAAUGAAACAUCGAUGGUUUGACGGCUUCAACUGGGAAGGUCUUAGACAAAGGAAACUCACACCGCCAAUUAUACCCAAGGUGAAAUCCGUGACAGAUGCAUCGAAUUUCGACGAUUAUCCACCGGAUGAAGAAGUACCUGUUGACGAUUUGACCGGUUGGGAUAGAGAUUUUUAGGUAGAACCAAUCAACCAAUAGUAUGCACAGGGUUGGACACUCGGUAUAGAGGGAGCUAUAUGGAUGCAGUCGAUGAGUCUUUUAUUAAUGUAAAUACAUAUAUCACAUAGUAGACUCAAUAUACUUUAUACACAACUGUAUAGGCAUUUUGAAAUUUAAACCAACCAUUGGGAGUCGGUUGUUCAGAGCGUGAUCAACGUUGACCCUGGAUUGAAUUUCAGAGUUCUUUUGCUUUUGUGUUUCUGUAUGGUCAUUUCUUAAUUGAAAGUCUAAUGCCUUAGAAAACAGUACCUCUAAAAAAGAUCUGGGUAAUCAUCCUGAUCUAUACUGUUGCUAAAAUUUAUUGCAAGGUUUGUGUUGUAAAAUUCAACUCACAAUCAGGGUCAAGCCGGUUGCUUAAUUAAGGCAGAAUUAGAGCUAACCCUGGGAUUCGCUUUUUAAAAGCAUAUAUCCAUUAAUCCAGCCUCGUAAUGCAGGAAAAAUGGUUUGUGCUAACCUGGGGUUAGGCUAUCCCGCGUUUAAACAACCGGCCCUAAGAUCCUCCCUCCCGAUGAUCUCAAGAUCAUCUUGUGUGCAAAUGUUUUCAAUUUGAGAAGUUCGACAAUAAGUACCAGUCCAUUCCCAUAAAGUUAGUAUAUAACAUAUUGGCAAGUGUAAAUACGUGAAGAUUAUUUUUAUGACUAGGUAUCGAAGUGUAAUAAAUAAUAUUUUAAA
This is a messenger RNA of Dendronephthya gigantea, 3225 nucleotides long. RefSeq names its product cGMP-dependent protein kinase 1-like. The transcript has 18 exons. The record is from RefSeq and is a predicted model, not a curated record. Gene Ontology annotation, molecular function: cGMP-dependent protein kinase activity; ATP binding. Bases 433 to 2511 code for a protein of 692 amino acids. Gene Ontology annotation, biological process: protein phosphorylation. Lineage: Eukaryota; Metazoa; Cnidaria; Anthozoa; Malacalcyonacea; Nephtheidae.